Messenger RNA from Cercospora beticola, 657 nucleotides. RefSeq lists its product as uncharacterized. The record is from RefSeq and is a predicted model, not a curated record. Lineage: Eukaryota; Fungi; Ascomycota; Dothideomycetes; Mycosphaerellales; Mycosphaerellaceae.
CGCGUCGUAUCGCAUCCAAAAUCGCCAUCGACAUGCCGGACAGCUGCGUGGGUAUGCGCUCAUGGCGUCUCCAGUCAUACGAAGCGAUUUGAGAUCGCAGCCUGGCCAUGAGCUUGCCUUGUUGACCUAGCUGUGAACAGCUUCCGACCAAGACGCGCUUCACGAAAAAUAUUGAAGCAUGAUGCUGAGCACCAAAGCAUCUUGCGCACGCAGAUGCAGAACUAAUUAAUAGGCUUGACUCACUGUAGUGGCUUUUAUGAUCACCUCUUGUAGAGAAUGCGGCGUCUGCUUCGACAACCGUAUCUUGUGCACGGAACUUACAUGAUAUUGACGAAAAAAGUCGCAGAAACCGGAUUGCAUACCAGGCCUGAUAUUCGGCCUCGCAUCUGCCAUGUUCCACUUCCAUUCGAGACAGUAGUGGACGUUCAGAUACCGAUUGUUUCACUCGGCGCAACCCAGACUUCCGCGAUGCUAGCGCCCAUUGGCCGAAUUGUGUCAUCCGUGCGAUCCUAUAGCCAGUAUCAAUGCAAUCAGCGGCUCUUCAUCGCUGUCAUUUUCCUUCACUCCACCUCGGCCACGGUACUAGAUGCCUGCCACCCACACGUCAGGAACAUGACUCAGUCUUACCAGACGCUUGGGACCAAGCCAGUGGUCUAG